AUGGCUCCAUCGGUGGAACACAAUGGCGACUCCUCAACCGGCGACUCUCAACGGCUAACUCCGACGCCGUUUAUCUCCAAGACAUACCAGAUCGUCGACGACCGCGCCAUCGACGACGUCGUUUCGUGGAAUGAUACUGGAACAUCGUUCGUCGUUUGGAACCCUACCGUUUUCGCGAGGGAUUUGCUUCCUAAGUAUUUCAAGCACAAUAACUUCUCCAGCUUCGUUCGGCAACUCAAUACUUAUGGAUUUAAAAAAGUUGUGCCUGAUCGGUGGGAAUUCUCUAACGAAUUCUUUCGAAGAGGUGAGAAACGCCUUCUAUGUGAUAUUCAGCGACGGAAGAUCCUUUCAAAAUCGCCGUCGGCGGUUACCAAUGGCAGUGCAACCGCGACAGUAGCGGUGGUGUCAUCUCCUUUGCAUUCUGCAAAGCCGAUUGUAUCACCGUCAAUAUCGGGAGAGGAGCAGGUGAUUUCUUCGGAUUCAUCGCCGUUUGAGCAGGCGACGCUAUUAGAAGAAAACGAGAGGCUUAGAAAGGAGAACAUGAAGUUAAAGAAGGAAAUAGAGGACAUGAAAUCCCUCUUCAAUAAUAUAUUCAAUCUUAUGUCUAACUAUGCCAAGUUUCAAGCGGAAAGCGGUGCACAAGGAAAAGAUUCUUGCUCCAUGGCACCGAAGACGCUUCAUCCAUUGCCGGAGAAGCGGUGCGAUGGCAAAGACGCGGCGGAGAUGGUGGUGGAGGAUAAUUACCCGAAGCUGUUUGGGGUGGUGAUAGGUAAGAAGCGAGCGAGAGAAGAAAGUACAAUGUUUAGCCUGAAUCAAUCAGUUCACGUGGACGACGGAAAUCGGAGUCGUUUGAUUUACAGAACUGUGUAA
This is a messenger RNA of Vicia faba (fava bean), 870 nucleotides long. Lineage: Eukaryota; Viridiplantae; Streptophyta; Magnoliopsida; Fabales; Fabaceae. The record is from the annotation of a GenBank genome assembly.